This is a messenger RNA of Colletotrichum orchidophilum, 4983 nucleotides long. Its product is annotated as NACHT and WD domain-containing protein. The record is from RefSeq and is a predicted model, not a curated record. NCBI's taxonomy places the organism in Eukaryota, Fungi, Ascomycota, Sordariomycetes, Glomerellales, Glomerellaceae. Gene Ontology annotation, molecular function: protein binding. The transcript is spliced from 5 exons. Bases 1 to 4983 code for a protein of 1660 amino acids.
AUGGGUCUCGGCAACAAACAAUCUGGGAAUGCCAGCGAACUGCCUUGUUCCGUCCACGCAGCGCCCUGCCAGGCUCCGACCAACAACAUGCUCAAGAAACUGGGCCUUCGCAAGCAGCGGGACCGCCACCAACGGGACGUACAACGCGGCUCUCGUGACACCAUCGCGCCCUUGGAAGAUGCCGAGUCUCAGGCUCCCGCGGUUCCGUCAACGAGCACGUCGUUUUCCGUACCGGCGUCACUCGUGACGGGCUCGACCCCGCGCCUAGACCAAGAUCCCGUAGGGCUCAAGGUAAUACACCGUCCCUUCGGAAGGCCGAUAGCCGACAUCAUAUUCGUGCAUGGACUUGGGGGAGGAAGUCAGAAAAGCUGGUCAAAGGAUUACAACCCCGAUUUUUUCUGGCCAAAGAACUUCCUCCCCUUGGAACCUGUCAUUCGCGACGCCCGAUUGUUGACAUUUGGGUACAACGCAAACUUUGGAGCACGCGAGGGCAAGAGCGUAAUGUCGAUAUUAGACUUUGCCAAGGACUUGCUGUACGAUAUGAAGUAUGCGAAAGAUGAAGGAGGAGAAAACUUGGCAGAUCUGGGGAUUGGAGAGGCAUAUCUUCAAGGCCAGAACGAUCCCAUGUUCGAGCACAUCAUUGAACAGAUUUCAUCUAUUGUCUUUCUGUCUACACCACAUCGAGGUACGAACCUUGCGGGUAUACUCAACAAGGUCCUCCAAGUAUCGUUCGGCGCAAGCUCGAGGCCAUUCAUUACGGAACUGGUAGCGGGGUCUUCAAUGUUAGAAAAAGUGAACGAGAACUUUCGACAAGUGGCCCGAAAAUUGCAGAUCGUGUCUUUCUACGAAACUCGCCCAACGCCGGUGUCCGAGCUGAAUCAGAUCAUGAUCCUCGAUAAGGAUUCAUCUGUCCUUGGAUACCCCGGCGAGAUAUCAAAACCUCUUGAUGCCAACCACAGUGAUUUGUGCAAAUACGACAGUCAGAAUGACCCACGAUAUAUCACGGUGCGCAACGUUCUCAAAACCCUCGUCGAGCAGUCAAACAAGAGUGGAAUUUCCAGCCCGCAUGCGAACAGAGCCGCGUGGUCCUCAGAACUUGAAAUCGGGAGUGCAUCAACACCAAUGCUGGAAGUGGCACCACCGACCCAAUCGUCGUUCGACAACCACUUUGAAGAGCUGCUGUCCGUCUCAACACUGCCGCGAGAUGACUUUAGUUUCUUCCAAGAUCGCUUGGUGUUCGGCACCUGCUCGUGGAUUCUGGACACCGAAUCAUUCCAAAAUUGGCUCGGUGAUGAUAGCCGCAAACCUCGCGUCCUCUGGAUCAAUGGCAAUGCAGGAAGUGGCAAGUCGGUACUUUCGUCCUUUUUGAUUAACCACCUCACUCAGUCCGGCUUGGCCUGCUACUACUUCUUUAUUCGAUUCACAGAUCAGAAGAAGCGUGCCAUCAACGCAAUACUGCGGUCCCUGGCGUACCAGUUAGCCACCUCAAAUCCAUCGUACGCGGCGAAGCUUCGACUGCUUGAGACGGCUGGAAUUGCCUACAAGACCGCCGAUUAUCGCAGUCUAUGGUCGUAUCUCUUCAAGCAAAGCCUUUUCAGUCUGAGUCUGAGCCACCCCAUUUACUUUGUGUUAGAUGGGCUGGAUGAAGCCGACAGUCCCGGUUCAAUCAUUCGACUUUUCUCCGAGCUGUCACACGCUGCGAUGCCCCUUCGUCUUCUAGUUGUCAGUCGCAAAACCGCCGACAUUGCAAUGGCCUUUCCGAAAAUGUCUCGUCAAGUUCAGGUCGACGCCAUCAGUCUGGAAGGCUCUGUCCAGGACUUCCGGGUUUACAUUGAACAGGAGAUGGACGUGGCCGGAGACGAUUUGUAUCGCGAAGAGGUGACGGCCCAGCUCCUGGACCGAGCGGGCGGCAAUUUCUUAUGGGUUCACCUCGCGGUCCAGAAGAUCAACGGCUGUCACACGAAACUGGACGUUCAAAAUGCACUCAAACAUCUCCCUGCUGGUAUGGAAGCGCUGUACGAUCGGAUGGCGGAGUCUGUCAAGUCAAAGCCGGGUGUUGAGGGACAGCGAUUGGGGGAAGCCAUCUUGGACUGGGCGACUUGCACCCAACGGCCGCUCACCCUGGACGAGCUUUGCGCAGCUUUGCGCAAGGAUGGCCUUAUUGAGAAAUCCAGAACCAUCAUAGAUCUCUGCGGUGGUUUUGUGACUGUGGACCGAGAAGGGUGUGUCGCCAUGAUCCACGAAACAGCCCGGCAAUACCUUACGCGGAAGACAACUCCCCUCCCUCCGGUGGCAGUGGACACUUGCUCUGCAGAUAGCACCAUCUUUGGCAGAUGCAUGGCUCAACUGAGUGAUUCUACGGUUCGAGGCCAUUUCAACCGAAAACGACCGCCGGCAUUCUUGGACUAUGCGAUUCGAUUCUGGUUCAUCCACCUCUCACGGGCAUCAGUCCAUGGCUCUACCGAAGUCCUCACCGUCGUCAUGAAGUUUCUGAACAGCCCCUCUAUAUUGACAUGGAUCUACUUGGCUGUGAAAAACAACGAGAUAAGGCUUCUGGUGACAGCAUCGCGUUACUUGACCGAUAUGGUAGUCGGUCUACGAAGAUCGACCACUGAUGAUGAAUCACUUACCCAUCGCCAGACCGUCCGUCUUCUUGAGGGCUGGGCUACGGACCUGGUCAAGAUUGUUGGAAAAUUUGGCAGCAACCUUCGGCAAUCCCCCGACGCCAUUGACAAGCUCAUCCCGCCAUUCUGCCCCCGAGAUUCGGCCAUCUACGAACAGUUUGGGAGCAAGGAGAGUCACUCGCUCCAGAUUUCCGGGUCCGUGGGCUCGACAUGGGAUGACUGCCUCACACGCCUGUCUUUUGAACAAGGUGCAUCGGCCUCAACAGUGCUUGCCGCAGGCAGCUUCAUCGUUGUCCUGGCUACCAUUCACACCUCGAGCCACAUACUCAUCUACGAUGCUGCGACAUUUGAAGAGCAGCGACGACUGGUUCACCCGGAGCGGGUGCUCUCCAUGCAAGCUAACUCAAUGGGGGAUCUGCUGGUCACAUACGGCUAUCUGACCACAAGAGUCUGGAAUCUUCUCAGAGGGAACUGCCUCCAGGUUGCAGAGAAUCCCAAGGAUCGCCCCCGGCCUCAUUCUCUUCGCUUCAUCGAAGACGACCAGACCGUCUUAGUCGCGAAUGAAGACCGGUGUGUUCGCAGACUCUCCAUCCACAGUUCCACUGAUUCCCAGUGGGAUACACACUCCGAGAUUGUGGAACAAAGGUUCAAGGGAACGAUACACAGUUUUCCCAACUGUUCUGCCAUCAGUCCGGAUGGGACCAUGGUUGUCUUUGGGUAUCGUGCACACCCUGUUGCAGCCUGGGAGCUUGAUCCGCCAAAGAUGUUGCGCCAGUGUCACAUACCCGCAGAUGAAGCAAACAUCUCAAGGAAGAGAAAGACCGUGGGCGAGGUGUUCCAUCUGAGAUGGCACCCGUAUAGCGGAGAGGUCCUUGGCUUGACCCAAAUCGGCCUGAUGUUCAAGUGGGAUCCCUUCGAAGAGGAGACGAGGCUGAUGGUAGGCACUGGUGCCAACAAGAUGGUUGUGUCCCGGGACGGAUCGCUCAUAGCGACUGGAGACCCCCGAGGCACGAUCAAGGUGUUUGCUACAGCCGAUUUCUCGUUGCUAUACCAGCUAUCUUCGCAAGACUUUGUCAACGACUUGGCUUUCAGCUCCGACUCGAGACGACUUUACGAUACGCGAGGCCCAUAUGGCAACGUGUGGGAGCCGAACACAUUGAUCCGUCUUUCCGACAGCUCAGAGGUUCCAGAUCAUAACAGCGACGCGACUGGCGAGACGGAUAGUCUGGCCAAGAUGUCGCUCCACCCGGAGCACCAGUCAGCCAGAGUGAACAGCGUGACCAGUCUCUCAUCUCAGCCGCAUGGCCCUCUCUACUGUUUCGGAACGGACAGCGGGCUGGUAGACCUCUGUGAGAAAGGCCGCGGCACAGUAUGUCAGAUAGAGAGGCUGAGCAGCCGAAUGUCUGUCAAACACGUGGCAUGGAGUCAAGACGGCCGUCGAAUCGCUCUGACUGACCGAGCUCGAAGACUCUGGAUCAAAACGGUCUCCCCAAGUGUCGAUAACCACUCCGCUUGGCAGGUCGAUUUGGAGUUCAACGUCGUACUCGCGCCUCACAAAGGCAGGGCCACGGAUUUGCUGUUCCAUUCUGCAGGCAGGAAGCUGUGCGCGCGCACACCUUCGAUGCUCCUUUGCGUAGAUAUCGAGACACAACUUUGGACAGAGGCAGAGCUUCCACAGGACAUGGAGCAGUGCACAUGGAUCAAUCACCCGACCAAACUAGACUACCUACUUGCGUUUGGGCCCAGAAAGGUCCAAGUCUUUCAGUGGUCCGACUUGCGCAAAGUUCAUGAACAGCAUUACGCACUACCGCAUCUUGGUGGACCAGAUAUCUCCGCAGGUUCCCUCGCAGAGGCCGAGAGCCCUGACGAGGAACACUAUGCCGUGGGGAGGCUUCUCUCGCAUGCAGGAUCACCACGCAUUCUUCUUCAGCUGCUGUGCUCCACUGCCUCGAACCGGGUACGGCACAAGUACGUCCUCUUCGAUGUGAACGACCUACGCAUCAGAUCCCCAAAGGAGGACCAUCCCAGCGGCCAAGAGCCCAUCUAUGAUGAUAGCGCUUCCUUUCCAUGCGUCAUCCUCCCAACCCGUAUCGCAUCUCGAAUCCGCGAGCCGCUAUCGCUGCUGCCGCGUCAGAAGCUCAUAUUCCUCGACGUCGAGAGGUGGAUCUGCACCUGGCGGCUUCCGCACAUCUCGCCUGCGUCGACCCCGCGGGAGGCCGCGAACAUUCAGCGGUAUUACUUCUUGCCGGGGGACUGGGCGACGGCCGACGAGGUGCACCGGUGUGUGGUGAUGUCGGAUGGGACGCUGCUCUGUCCACGGAACGGAGGUGUGGCGGCGGUUCAGUGCGCGGAUCUGUGA